AUGCCCAGAAGUCGGUUGCACAGUCCAGCUCAUCGUCGAGAACCGCAAGCCAAAUCUAUCCUCAAACCUGAUCCAUCGUCUGGCGUCAGAAAGUGCCAACCCAGAGCAUCCGACGCCAAAGGCAGACACAAGUCUGUCACCGUCCGGCUAGAGCCUGAAGUCCAGCACAUUUUCGACGACUCUCUUGUCUCCUGCAAUUCCAACGAGGAGAACGACCCUCCUUCGCCUUCCUACAUCAGAAGCUCUGUAACUGACGAGAACGACGACGACACUAGCACCAGCACCAUGGAGGUGUCUGACGCCCCCCUUCCACCCCCUGACAAGGCAAAGCGCCCGUCCCUAAAACUCAAGUUCCCCAGCAAACCUGCAACAUCUCAAGCCGGAGGAGUUCAACCUGCACCGGCGCAGAGCCCAGCACCUCAGAGUGCAGUAAGGACUCCAUCCAUCAAGCUCAAACUUCCAGGCACAAGCACUCCCCGGGCGGGCCCUGAAGAUGCCCCAAAGGCAAAGAAGAAGAAGAAGGACACGGAUACUGCCACCGGGACUCCAGGUUCAUCUUCAAAAAAACGCAAACGCGACUCACAGGCAGGCGAGGAAGACGAUGGGAGAAAUCGACCAGCACCAGCUCCGCCCAAGCCUACCGCCUUUCGAAAACUGACAUUCAAAAAAUCGUCCCUGCCCACUCCAUCAUCCGCGCCCAAGCCUACAGGAACAGCACACUUGGCAUUCAAAAUCAAAGGUAAAAUUCCCAAGCGAGCGUUGGGUGUGGGCUACGACUCAGAACUCGAGAGCGAAUACCAGAACGACAAGGGCGAGACGCUUGUCGGUCGCGAAGUCGACCCGGUCAUACAUGAAGGCUUUGUGCUACGAAUGCAACCCGGAGACGAUUGCGAUUAUCUACGGAAAGUGAUCGAGGAUGGGACAGCAGGCCAGGUGCUAGCAAGAGGCGCUCACGUCAAUCUAAGGAUGCUCGAUACUCUAGGCAGGAGAGGCAUUUUGCAGAUCAAGGAUCACAAGUACGCUACCACGCUGGUAGAUCUCCCGUGCAUUAUUGAAGGAAUGAAAUCCUGGGACAAGAAAGGGUGGAUCAAGAGUAUAGACAUCUGUCAGAUGCUGUUAGUGCUUGGCCGUUGCAAUAACGAGGAGGAAGCCAGGAAUUAUCCCCUCCCCGAAGAUGUUGAUCCCAAAACCUAUCAAUAUGCUCAUGGGCUUACGGCCCCCAUGAAAUGGGUACGGAAGAGACGAUUUGCAAGAACAAAACGAGCACGUGUGGAUGACAUUGAAGCGGUUGAACGAAGGGUCCAUGCUCUCCUUGAAGCGGACAAGGCGGCCUUGAGCUCAAAGUAUCAACUUCUGGAUCAUGACCCGCGCCUUGACGAACAUGGUUACAGCACGGAAUUGGAAGAAGACGAAGAUGCGGAGGGUGAGCCAGAGGACUAUUUCGAUCUACAGCCUGGUGUGCACGGUUCCAUCGCAGAAACGCCAAUGCUCACCGAAACACCUGUGCAGGAGGAAGUCGGGCAAGAGGAUUUGGAUGAGCUCGAACGCAUGUUCUUUGACGAGGAUGCCGGACCUUCCGCAGAGCCAACCGUUCAGGCUCGAAACACCUUACAUCCUCCUGAAGCGGGUGGUGACUCGUCUUUCGCAGUAACUAGCACAUCAGCGUCCCCUUCGAUGACCGCUGCACAGACACCUGUCUCAGCAGAACCUGCAGAAGCAUCUUCAGACGAGGACGAAGACGAAGAUGCCGGUGAUGAGGACGAAGACCGCGACGAUGCUGACAAGGAGGGCGAUGAGAAUAAACGACAAGUUCUGGAGAGAAUUGAGGAUAUGCAAAACAAGAUUGCGGAGCAGAGAGAGUUGCUCAAGAAGACAACGAAUGCGAUCUUGAAGAAGAAAUUGGCGAGAAAGAUUCAGGAUCUGGAGGAUGACGUCGCUAUGAUGAGGAAGAAUGCUGGGUUGGGCGGAGACGAGGAUGAGGAUUGA
Molecule: messenger RNA, 1986 nt
Organism: Cladophialophora bantiana CBS 173.52
Lineage: Eukaryota; Fungi; Ascomycota; Eurotiomycetes; Chaetothyriales; Herpotrichiellaceae
Exons: 1
Coding region: 1-1986 (661 amino acids)
Biological process (GO): RNA polymerase II preinitiation complex assembly; transcription initiation at RNA polymerase II promoter
Cellular component (GO): transcription factor TFIID complex
Molecular function (GO): RNA polymerase II general transcription initiation factor activity
Source: RefSeq, a predicted model, not a curated record